AAAUAAUGUAGUGAAACUUGAAGAAACAUUUCAUCAAACACACCGACAAGGAGAAUAUGGAAAUAUACAUACAAAGUCCCACUUGGUGUGUUGAUGUGCUUGUGUCUUAGCUGUUGUGUGCUGUAGAGUUUCGAUCGGCGUCACAGUAGUCUGGUCAAACGAAACUAACAAUUUAAUGCCAUGAAACGGACAAACUUAAAGUACUGAGAUGGCUCCUAGAAUUCAAAUCAAGCUUGUUGGAGAACAUGUAGCAUAUUUGGAGGAACAGAUACGAGAUAUGGAACCUGCCCUUGAAAUUAUGAAACGUGUCGUAGAGAAAAGUAAAGCGUGGAUACAAGAUAAAAAUGACACCCCGUCUGUCCCCUACAUAGAGAUAUGCCAGGAACUUGAAUCAGCGACCACGGCUAUGUUGGAUGCAGCGUCACACAUUAUAAACAAGAAUAAAGAACAAGUAGAUGCCAAGGAAGGGACACCAUUCUUAUCAUUGUCUACACAGCAAACUACAGCAACAGAAACACCUGGCAAAUGUGAAUCGGAAAUACAAAAUCAACAACAAAUCGAAAUAUUGAGUCGACUUAAGUUAAUAGAGACAGCCAUUUCUUCUCUACAAGACUUCAGUAGACUUGAAUUGAUAGAGACAGCCUUAUCGUUUGUGCAUGAUGAUAAUGACAAAUCUACAGAAGACAUAUCAGAAAUAAAACAAUGGAGAGACAACUUUGUAACAGAACAGAGCGAUAUGAGGUUGAAAAUUGAACAAAUGACUAAAAAACAAAAUCAAGAUUUUAAAAAUCUUAGAAAACAAAUGAGUGAACAAGAUAACAAAGUAAAGGAGCUGAACAAAGAAAUUGAAAGUUUAAAAGAAACAGAAACCAAGUCAAACAAAACACUAGAGAAACUGUCCCUAGAUAUGAAGGAAUAUGAAAACAUCUUGCUCAAAAUAAAUAAAGAGAUUCAAGAUCAUUCAGAUAAAACAGACAGUAUAACUUAAGAAAUUAAAAGACAUUCUGAUGAGAUUGUUUCUUUACAAGAAGAUAACAAUAAAAUCAUAGUCAAUGUAUCAACCAACUUUGAGAAGCUGCGAUCAAAACACACUGUUGUGUACAAGCUUGUACAACAACGAUUGAUGCCCAUGGACAAACUGAUUCAAAUCUUUAACCAAAACUUGGAUACUAGAGAAGAAAAAAUAAAGAAGCUGAGAAAUAUUGAAAAUAUUGUUUACAAGUUAUCCAACGAUUUCAAUCAAACUGACACACCGGUAUACAAGGGAUAUGUUUGUCAUGCACAGCUGGCAAGUAAUACACAUGCAGUCAUUGAUUCAAAGAUAUCAACGUUUAGAGACAUUCGUGAAUUUAACGGCCAUCACUUUGAUCAAACAACUGGGACAUUUGUAUCACCAGAUGAUGGUUUAUAUCUUGUCAGUGUCACUCUACAUGAACAUGAAUACAAACGGAUUAGAGUUGCUGUGUGGGCUGGAGGGAUGUGGUGUAUGUCUGUAGAAGUGAAAUAUGCCGACACUAGCGCUGCUGGGUCAGUGGUUGUUGACAUGAAGAAAGGUCAAGAACUUUACUUGUAUGUAAUUCUCGCAGACAAAGACGCAAAGUUAUCCUACUACAGUAGUUUUACUAUCGUUAGUUUAUAGAAGUACAACACGAAACAUGGUGUAUGAUACAUUCUCCAUAAAAUAAAAAAUGUAACCACCAUGUUCAAAAUGCAACCAUCAUCCAAGUUCUGUUUAAGGACUUAAAAUGUAAACUUUCAUUUCUACAGCGUAGUCUGAGUCCUUGUUAAUCUUGCGUUAUUUAUGUCGAUACAAUAAUCAACGAAUUACACUUAUGUCUGCCUAAACUGGAUCAUGUCUAAAGCAUUAGAGACUGUACCAGUAUAACUGAGUUUAAAAUCGUCCAGAGAAAGUUGGUAAAAUACACAUUUGUAACAUCUAGUUAAUGAUUGUUUUAUGUAGACGCAUUCAUUUAUCAUGUUUAUUUUUAGAACACUGUAUAGUAUAGAUGUAAAAAAACCAGGGGAAGUAACCAAUAUAAUAAAAUACAGUGUCUGUAAUAUCUCGAUAAGUUUCCUUGUAAACAUGUUUUCAUUUGUUUUUUUUUUCCAAUUCAAGAAUUACUGUUUUAACGCAAAAUACGUUAAGCAAUAUUUGCAUAUCCUGAUAUAUUUUAAAUGCUUUUACAAUUGUUCACAUAUAGCUUGCGUAAGAUUAUGUUAAAACUGUUUUAUAUUGUGUUAUACUUUAUUUACCUCAUGUACCUAACAAUAGAUCAUAUGUACCUUACCACACUUCAGACAAUAGAUGGCAUGUACCUCACUUCACAAUAGAGGACAUGUAUCUUACCUCAUCAGACUGAACACGACACAUCGAAGUUUGAUCAUAGCGUAGUUGAGAUAUAAUUUUAUGACUAUGUGUAAAAUGAUAGUUUUCACGUUAAAAAAUUCCUGUUGUUUAACAUUCUUUCUACAAAUAUAAACAUAAAUGUUAUAUUAGUGAUACAUAUUGUAUUAUUAAUGCUCUUAUAUCACUAAAUUGUGUAUGUUUUUCAUUAUACUUCUGGUUUAG
This is a messenger RNA of Physella acuta, 2569 nucleotides long. RefSeq lists its product as uncharacterized. The record is from RefSeq and is a predicted model, not a curated record. NCBI's taxonomy places the organism in Eukaryota, Metazoa, Mollusca, Gastropoda, Physidae.